Molecule: messenger RNA, 2903 nt
Organism: Periophthalmus magnuspinnatus
Lineage: Eukaryota; Metazoa; Chordata; Actinopteri; Gobiiformes; Gobiidae
Gene: naalad2
Product: N-acetylated alpha-linked acidic dipeptidase 2
Exons: 21
Coding region: 214-2433 (739 amino acids)
Molecular function (GO): carboxypeptidase activity
Source: RefSeq, a predicted model, not a curated record
ACAACACAAGGUGUGAUACAAGUGUGAGAAAUUUUAUACUUUGAUUUUGAGAAAUAAUCAUUUUAUUUUUUAUUGAGUGAGGAUUAAGAAUGCAAAUCACAAAAGGGUAUAAAGUGGACUGGACUGCAAAGGUCAGAAGUCUGUGGUGAAACGUUGGAGAUCGUUCUGCUGAGGCACUCUGGGGAGACUGGACGCUUGCUGGAAGGUCUUAAAAUGGGAACAAAAAGUCAGUUAUUACAAUGGAUUUUUUUGACAAUGAUUGUUAUGGGACUUUUCUUUUUUGGAUUUAUCAUAGGCUGGUUUGCAAAGCCUGAACAUCCAAACAGUGAAAAGCAAAAAGACUCCAGCAAGUUCCUGAAGGAGUUUUUAGAAGAAAUGAAGGCAGAAAACAUAAGAAGGCAUCUGAGGACAUUCACCCAGCUCCCCCACUUGGCUGGAACAGAGCAGAACUUGAAGUAUGCCAAGCAGAUCCAGAAAGAGUGGCAGGACUUCGGGCUGGACUCUGUGGAUCUGGUGCACUAUGAUGUCCUGCUGUCCUAUCCCAACAAAACACAGCCAAAUUACAUCUCCAUAGUGGAUUCACUGGGGAAUGAGAUUUUCAAAACAUCUUUGGCUGAGCCUGUUCCAGAAGGCUAUGAAGACGUUUCAGACAUUGUGCCCCCAUACAAUGCAUUUUCAGCUAAAGGACAACCAGAGGGUGAGUUAGUCUAUGUCAAUUAUGGCAGGACAGAAGACUUUUUCAAGCUGGAGAGACAAAUGGGAAUAAAUGUAACAGGAAAAAUUGUAAUAGUCAGAUAUGGAAAAAUAUUUCGGGGCAAUAAGGUGAAAAAUGCCAUGUUAUCAGGAGCAAAAGGCAUCAUCAUGUUUUCUGACCCAGCAGAUUAUUGCGCUGAUGGAGUACAGACUUACCCAGAAGGCUGGAACUUGCCCGGUGGAGGAGCUCAAAGAGGAAACGUGCUGAACUUAAAUGGAGCAGGUGACCCCCUCACACCCGGGUACCCUGCAAAAGAAUACACAUACAGAUAUAAACUUGAGGAAGGAGUUGGACUACCCAAAAUCCCUGUGCAUCCCAUUGGGUACCAUGAUGCAAUUUACUUGUUAAAGAACAUGGGAGGACAGAUUCCAACCAACAACUGGAAGGGAGCUCUGAAUGUCUCAUACAGAACUGGACCAGGAUUCAUCAAUGACUACAAAAACUUUUCGGUGCGUUUAAACAUCCACACCAACAAUCAAGUAACGAGGAUCUACAAUGUCAUUGGCAAGAUCAGGGGCGCUCUUGAACCAGACAGAUACAUUAUUUUGGGUGGACACAGAGAUGCCUGGGUCUUUGGAGGCAUCGACCCCAUGUCCGGUGCAGCAGUAGUCCACGAAACUGUGAGGAGCGCCGGCCUCCUGCUCGGCAAAGGAUGGAGACCUAGGAGAACUAUAAUAUUUGCCAGCUGGGAUGCAGAGGAAUUUGGUCUCCAGGGAUCAACAGAAUGGGCUGAGGACAAUGCCAAACUGCUCCAAGAGAGAGCUGUGGCUUAUAUCAAUGCUGACUCUGCUAUAGAAGGUAUGUAUACAUUGAGGGUAGACUGCACACCCUCUCUUCACACACUUGUAUAUGACAUUACAAAACAGAUUGGCAGUCCAGAGGAAGGAGAAGAGGGAAUGUCUUUAUAUGAAAGCUGGCAUAAAAGAGACAAUUGGACCGACAACCGUGACGCACCCAGAAUAAGUAAGUUGGGUUCUGGCAGUGACUUUGAGGCUUACUUCAUCCGUCUUGGAAUUGCUGCCGGUCGAGCCAGAUACACCAAAAAUAAGAAAACCGAACGCUACAGCAGUUAUCCAGUUUACCACAGUGUGUAUGAAACUUUUGAGAUUGUGGAGAAGUUCUACGACCCCUCCUUCAGACGACUUGAAGCAGUGGCUCGGGUCCGUGGAGGGCUGAUAUUUUCAUUGGCUGAUUCCGUGGUCCUACCUCUCAGUGUCAACGAAUAUGCAAACUCACUCAGUAUGUAUGCAGUGAGCAUCUCGCAAAUCGCUGAAAGACACCUAGAGCAAAUGCAGAAAUAUGGAGUGUCAUUUGUUUCACUUUUUUCAGCGGUGACAAACUUCACAGCAGCAGCCGACAGCUUCCAUGAGAGGUUACAGUCUUUGAAUAAAGCAGAUCCUUUGCAGGUUCGAAUCGUGAAUGACCAGCUCAUGUACUUGGAGCGUGCAUUCAUAGACCCUUUAGGUUUACCAGGCAGACCAUUUUACAGGCAUGUGAUUUUCGCUCCCAGUAGCCACAACAAGUAUGCCGGCGAGUCUUUCCCGGGAAUCUAUGAUGCAUUGUUUGACAUAGAAAAUGCAGCUGAUCCAGAGAAGUCCUGGGAUGAAGUCAAGCGUCAAAUCAGCAUAGCCUCAUUCACAGUCCAUGCGGCUGCCAUUACGCUCACAUCACCAGCAUGAAGAGACUACCCACUUUGGACUAUUGGACAAUUCAAAGUGUAAAAUAAUAGACUCAUUAAAAGUGUAUAGCAUUUGUUUUAAAAGAGGUAUUAGGUCUUGUCCUUGUAUUUUAAAAUGGUAAUCAUGUUUUUUCAACACUCACAUAAACCAGCAAUAAAAAAUUCAUAUAGGAUGGACGGUACCAAGCAAAAUAAUAAAAAAUAAUACAAACACAAGACCGUUCAGAUUUCAGUUAAAGUGAAUCAAAAUUGAAUUCAUCUGUUGGGCAGAUCCAUGACAUCAGACACUUGGCUCACAUCUAUAACGCAGAUCUACAGUGACUGGUGAAUUACAUUAGGUCACAAAAGGAUUUGCAAAGUCUACAAUAGAUAAAACUGAUAAAUUUAACACACACACAAAAACACUUUGUAAAACCCUGAUAACCUGAAUCAUUAAUCUGUAAAUCUUUUCUAUGCAGAUUACAAUAUGAC